This is a messenger RNA of Caenorhabditis briggsae, 834 nucleotides long. The transcript is spliced from 4 exons. Gene Ontology annotation, biological process: double-strand break repair. Bases 1 to 834 code for a protein of 277 amino acids. NCBI's taxonomy places the organism in Eukaryota, Metazoa, Nematoda, Chromadorea, Rhabditida, Rhabditidae. Gene Ontology annotation, molecular function: ATP hydrolysis activity. The record is from RefSeq and is a predicted model, not a curated record.
AUGGCCAACACCGUGCGAAUCUCCUCCAUUCGAACCGAAAACUUCCCACGCGGGAACCGACCAUUGAAUGUGGGAUUUGGAACCAACUUUGCGGUGGUUCGAGGAGAUAACGGGUCUGGAAAAACGACCCUCAUCAAGGCCGUCGCCUUCGCCGCCCUCGAUAAGGACCUCCCGAUCAUUGGCCUUGAGAAUAGCACUGUUGCUGUCUCAUUCCGUAAAAAUGGAGUAGAGACCACGUUCAAAAGGACGACGAAGCGCAGCAUCAGUCGUUUCUCCAUCAACGACGGCCGAGUCCAAAAGAGGACCUACCAGACCAGAUUGCAUGGUUUCAUCAAGGCAGAGCAUUUGAAGUUUUGCCUGGACUACAACCAUCCAAAACGGCUGGAUAUGUCCAACCCUUCUCACCUCUUGAAGGUCGUGAAAGAGUGCAUCGGAGAGAACGAGAACCAGAGAGACUUGGCACGGUUUGUCAGUAGCAUCUCUACUGGAGCAAACCGGCACUAUAAUAAUGCCACCAGGGCGACUGGGCACGCCGUCAACCAGAUGAACAUCCGCUACAGCCACCCCACGGGACAACUGGUGAUGACUGGCCCCCACGAUGUACAGUCGAUUUCUCUCUCCCACACAGAGAAAGAGAUGAUGAACCUCUUCGUCCGAAUCGCACUGUGCGAGGUGGUGCACAAUUCGAUGUUGAUGAUGGACGGCUAUGGUGCUUUAUUGGAUGCGACAGUGGAGCCGCAGGUUCGCCGAGCCUGUCAACUAAAGACCGCUGGGGGAUUCCAAAUCAUUCUGAUGGGAAGCAGGGUGGAAGCACCAGAGAUUAUUGCCUUGUAA